AUGCCGAAUGGCUAUAAAAACCAGCCGAUAUCUGGUUAGUUCCACGUUAAUGGCAUCUUAAACUAACCUUUUAACGACUCCAGGAUUCACCGGUUAUAUUCCUGGCGCAAAGUGGCAGGUUGGCAGUCGAUACGUGGCAGGAUCACGUGAAAACAGCGGAUUCUCACCGCAAAACUCGUCGGCAACGGGAUCUGGUGAGAAAUUCUGUUUAUUUGCACAACAAAGUAAAAAAAAAUAGAUGAAGAACUGGUGUCAAGUUUCACAUUGAUUUUUGAAAUUGAUAAAAAAUGAUUUCAAGAAAAUUGAGAGAAGUUGAAAAAGUUUCAGGAGCACAAAGUCAGCCACCAAUUGCUUCGAGGGAAAAUCAGAAUCAAAGCCAGAGCCAAACAUUCUCGGCAGGAAACGUGAGAGACUAAAAUGCUCCCACAUGUUGUUAAAAUCUUUAGAGAUCAAAGGGAGAGGAACAAAUGCUAAACUACUCGGAAAUGUCGAAUGACGAACUUCGCGAACGAAUGCUGAAAAUGCAAAUGGAUAUGCAGAAUCUUCAAUUCGCGAUGGGUAUGCAGCAGUCUCAGUCAGGCAAGUGAACGAGCGUUGAAGCACAACGAACGCUUUCUUUUUCAGUGGCUGACGGAUCGUCGGGAAUAGCAUCAGCAGCAAAUUAUGGGAUGAGAGAAGAACCAAGCGGAAGAAUGGUGAAUACAUAUUUUAUUGUCUCAGAAGGAAAUAUUUUUCGUGUUUUCUUUAGGACCGAAGGACAGAGUUCGAAGGACGGCAAGGGCAGGACCAGUCAAUGAAACAGAGGAGCAAAAGCGUGCCGAAAAGUGAGUUCAUGCGGAAACUCACAAAAGGCAUGAGAGCACAAGUAGAAAAGUUCCCAGAUUACCCUAGUCACGUAAAGUGAUGUUUUAACAAUGUUCUGUUUUUCUUACUAAUCUCACUGGACACACUGCAAAUGAAAAAGAAAAACAAAACAGAAACCUCUGUGUGCUCAGGAAUUGAAAACAAUCCGUUCGACGGGAUAGAGAGCGGCUGGUGGAGCAAGGGAGAGGUGAAGAGGAAUCAGGUUGGUUCUGGAACGAAGCACGUAAACGAGCGACUCAUAUAUUUCAAGGAGCGACGCGAGAUUGCGAACGGCGGACAAAUGGUGAGCGGCGGAAAUUGGAGCCAACGACCGGCGAGCCGACAAAGAGUUUCGAGGAAGCUGGGAGCUCUCGAGGUUGGCGCCGGGGUUUAUUUCAAUUUUUAUGAGACGGACUCGUUUUUUGCAGAAAGAUGAAUCAGAAGACAUUCCGGCAGCUGGUUACAGCGGGCACAUACAGGGUAAACAUGGGAGCAAAAUUGUGGGCGAAAGUACUAGUUGUCCUGACUAUUCACUCACUUGCAACGCCUUUCCCACGGUUUCCAAUUCUGGCGUUGGCUGUGAGCACCAAAACCUAAUGAGUUCCUUUGCAGGAAUACGACAACUGGGAGUUGGAAAACCGUUCAAUGUGGCCGCGAGGCAGGCGAAAAAAGAGUACAUUGAACGGAGAAGAACGUACAGCGGAAGUCGAGGUAAUGAAGUUUGCGGCGGAAAAUGCGAAAUCGGAAAAAAAACGCUUGAAUAGAAGAGAGAAGACACAGAAAAAACACCUGCGCACGGUGGACGGACGGCGGUCUGAGAGAAGUGAGACGUUCAAGAGAACAUAAUCACGUAACAGCGAAAAAAAAAAGAACCGACCGAGAACGAGAACACAAAUAAUCUAGGCAAAGGGGAAGGAAAUAGUUUUGCCAACCAACUACAACCAAAAUGGUCGGGAAGUAUGAAAUGAGUGAGCGUGCUUCUUUUUUUUCGCGUGCGAGAAUUCCUGUAACAGAUGUGUGCAUAAUCGUGAAGAGAGGGAGAUAGAGAAGUGUUGGUAGCGGGAGAGAAAUACUACAAAAACGGUCUUUCUUUGCGCAGCCUGCAGGCCCGGAGAGGAUCCAUUUUAAUACGUAAAUAUGGCCACUUUUUCAUUAUUGAAAAGUUUACUGACGGAAAUGGAGAAGAGUGAGAGAGAGAGAGGAGAUAAAUGGGAAGCGGUGCCGUUUCGAGUGGUCGUGCAUGCAAAGUGUUCACGCUCGCUGACCACCCACUCAUCAUACCUCUUUCCUGUUUUCAUCAUCUCAUUUCUUUUCCAACUUUAGAUGCGCUCAACGGACGUGGCCGUGGCACGCAGUUCAGCGAGGAAGUUCUGUCCGCCAACGCAGUUAAGCUGCCCGACAAUCGUUUCUGAUCUCCUAAAGUCCUUAUCCUCCACCAUCGUGAUCCCCCCUGCUCUCGUUUUCUGGCAUAACAAUACUCUCCACCCACUCUGUCAUUUUCUCAAUUUUCUCAAUUUUCCAAUCCAAACCCCCCAUCCUAUUCUCUCUUGAAAUCAGAUCUCUAGCUGUGGGCCUUCCCUUUCAAUUCCAUCCAUGUUUCUCCUUUCUUUUAGUUUAUAAAUUUACAUUUUGAAUCCAAAAUCCAAAUAAAUGAUUGCCAGGAAUCAAUCUUGUUCUUUAAUCCAGAUAUGAUGGCUGCUAAUGACGUCUCACCGGCAGUCAAGGACCGGAGAUUCUCUCUUUCUGUCUAUUUUCUUCUCCCGUUUUAAUAUAAUUGUGUAUCCGCUUCCCGAAAUAGCAGGAAACGAAGAAAAAGAAAAAAAGCUAAAUGCUCAGAGAGCAGCGAGAUUCUUGCUACGUCCUGGAGCGUGAAACACUUUUCGGACUUUGAACGAAGGGUCUCAUCAUUUGCCAUUUUCUUGCUCUCCGACACAUUCACAUUUCACCCAACUUACCUACACGUCUUGGCAUGUUCACCCCCAUAGCUAAUGAAUACUUUAUUAUCUCCUUUCAUUCUUUCUUUUUCCCUCCUUCGCGUUCUUCCCACUUCCCCCUCUUUCUCUCUCUUUCUCUCAUUCUCGGCUCUCUCUCUCUUCGCCUCUAUAGUUUUCUGUGUGUGUCCCCGCGAACGCUCCGAACGAACGCUCCCCCUGUCCUCCUUCCUCUUCGCCACCCAUCCAUUUAUUAUUGUAAUCACUAGUUUUCCUGCCAUCUUUUUCGUUCACUCCACCAAAAGUUUUCUGCCGUUUUCUUUUCUCAGAUGCCUAAUACAAUUUGUCACAAAACGGCAAACAACACGGAAUUGGCUCAACAUGAGACGCUUUCCUCUCUCUUUUUUCAUUUGUAUUGCUUGUCACAACAUGAACGAAACGCAUUCAAUAAGAAUAGCGAACGUUUCCGUUUCUUCACAAAUUGAAAAGUAUCGUCUCACCAAAACCACCAACUGCUCUUUUCCUUUUUUCUAAAAACGAAAAGCUCUUGUCGUUGAGGCGGCAGUGUAUGUAUGUAUGUAUGUAUGUGUGUGUGUGUGUGUGUGCCUGACUUGUCUUGUUGUUUGUGGCCAACCGCAACAAACCCACAAUCGAUGGGUCGCUGUAAAAUAUCAAAGGAACGGUUCAUCCCUUCAUUAUUACCUCAGGAGGAGACGAGUCAACUGCGCUCUAGCGCACUAGUUUAGGGCGCGCUCUCACACCUAUCGAAACGCGAUGUUUACAUCACUGCACGCGCCCGGUUCUCUCCGUCCGUCCGUCCGUCUGUCCGUCCGUCAUUCUCCCUCACUGUUCGUUCGAUUUCAAUGAGUUUUGACCGCAUUUCCCUCACUCUCCUCCGUCAGUUCUUUUCCUCCCCUCCCCCUCCCUUUUCCAUCCAGCCGAUUGCUUUUUUGACCAUGCUGUUCUAUUUUUCGUCUAAGACGUUAAAACUAAACAGAAAUCGAUUAUUUUGCUGUUUUUUUGUGAAUACUUUCGAUAUAAAUAUCACAAACUAUCCAUGAGCGGCGCACUAGACCAAUGUUUUUGCAUUAAUAUGUAAUUGCAUUCUGCAUUCCACUUUUCCCCUUCGAAGCCAACCAAAAAGAAGCAAAAUUAUUAUUUCUCUGUUUCAUACGCCAAUUUUUCUCUUCUCCCAAAAAAUCCCGCAAUAAAUUGAGCUCUCUUCUCUUUUCUCUUUUCUCUCUUUUUCUUUUAUUGCCUAUUUUGUUUGCUUUCUCCCAGUUCUUCUUUCUUCCCCCCACCCAACUCUUUCACUUCUUCUUCUUCUUCUUCAACUCGCCAAAAAGAGCAACAUUUGUGCAAUCAUUUUUUUUUUGCAGGCAGCAGAAGUACUCGGACCAGCAGAAUGACGAGUCGAAAGAGGACGAAGAGAAAGCACAGCGAUGAGGAUUUCGAUGUAGACGAGGAAGAUGACGGCCUGGAUAACGACGAAACUAAUAAAUGGGCCUGUCAUUCGUGCACAUUUAUGAAUCGCGCCGCCGCUUAUCGAUGUAUUGUAUGCGGCACGAGGUGGGUGGCUUAACGUCUUUCUCAUUUGCAUUGUCAGGUCACACAAUAAUACUAGGCCAGCCAGAAUGGAAAGUUUUUUCAAUCGGAAGACGGAUGCCCGAUAAUGCGUUUUCUUUUCCCGCAUUUUGAGGUCAAAACUUUCUAGACAAAAAUUUGGAAAUAACUAGUUGCGAGAGAUGUUUUAUUCAUGAAAUUCCAUCUAUGACCUUACUUUUCGAGGUGACCAUCACUGUAGCGCCUAGAGUGUAGACUGCAUUGAAUACCGCGAGGGCUGAACAAAUAAACGGCCACGAGUGACAUCAAACCGAACUGCUCUAGUUGUGUGAAGACGCAAAAACGGGAAAGAAAACUCGUUUUGUUUUUCAGAAAAGGAACCUCUACUCGACGGUCUCGCGUCAACGACAAUGUUGUCGAAAUGCAGAAAACAAUUACGACGAUGGUGCAGAAACAAGUUGAGAAGGAGAAGUCAAUGUAGGUUGUUUCCCCCGACACAAUCGCCGAUUUUAUCUCCUAACUUUAUGUGUUCAGGAAGCGCAAAGAACGAUCUUUAAUCAAGUCAGUCACACGCGAACCGAGUGUUGCACCGGUGGAGAUCAAACAGGAAGUGAUGAGCGCAUUCGAAGAUGUCGACGCUCAAAAAUCAUGUGGUUCCACUUCACCACUUGAACAAGCCACGGCGACACGAGCUGAAACUCCACUUAUUAAUGUCACAACAACUUUGAAAGUGGAAAGGGCAUUUCCGAAUGGAUUGACGCCAUUAGCGAGUAUUGAGAGGAAGAAAAGUUGCUCUCCGAUCAUUGAUAUCGAAGAAAUCAGCCCUGUCGAGAAACGACCACCGGUUGAUGUAGCGUGUGUGAAAAUAGAAGUGGAAGUCGAAGAAGAGGUCAAGAAGCAAUCGCCGGCUACAUCAGAGACAAACGUUCCGAAUGGAUUGAAGCCGAAUCCUUCUCCUGUGCCCUUUCAUUUCCAAGUUCCUGUCCAGCAGCCACCGUCAGCUCCAAUCCCUGCUCCUCAACCGCCACAACCCCAGCCACCAGUUCCGUCUCAAUCCGAUUCCAUCUUGCAGCAUCUUCCGGAAAGAGUGGUCAGAAAGAUUAAUCAGCCGAUCAAAACUGAUCCGAAUGUUCUGAAUGCUUGCAAACGGAUGACCGGAAUCGAUCCGAUUGUGGCUGAAGCGGAAGCGGUUCUUCUGCCGAAAGAGUGGGAUCGACAGAGAGUGAUGAAGGGGCUUGUGUUAAACGGAUCCACUCAGUACGCCAGUCCGUCCACCUCGAGACAGUCUUCUGAAACGGACUCAUCGACUUCUGAAGCUGCGCGAAGGUAACACUAUUUUCUUGAAAUAUCGACAUUAUGGGCUUAUUCAGUUCGGUAAAAACGGAAAAAAAUUGUUUUUUACCUGACUGAUCCAGCUCACCAGUCACUGAGCAAUUGUUUUUGGAAGCUGAUGUGCUCAAAAUCUUAGAGCACAAAAAACUGUUUAGAAUUGCACGGCUUCUAGCAACCUUAAUUAAAUAUGUUUCAGCUUAGAGACUCCAUUGCAAGACGUUUCUCCGCAAUUUUCGAAAAGCUGCCAGAUCCCCGAUUACAUGAUUCAUCGGUCAGUUCGCUUAAUCUUUCCACCCUCAACUAUAUUCUAUUUGCAGAGAAUCCUCACAAAAGAUCUUCAUCGUUGCAAAUGGAUAUCCAGCGUUUUUCGAGGAGUUUCCUAGGAGAAUGCCGUCAAAUCACCUUUAA
Caenorhabditis sp. 36 PRJEB53466 is the source of this 6077-nucleotide messenger RNA. Lineage: Eukaryota; Metazoa; Nematoda; Chromadorea; Rhabditida; Rhabditidae. The record is from the annotation of a GenBank genome assembly.